UUGAUGUAGUGCAACACUGAUUAAAAACCCCUGUUGUCAAUCUUUAUUCUUUAGGUUUUGAUAUAUUAAUUAAAAUAUUUUACAUAACUUAUUAUCAAACUCAGUGAGUCAAUUGAUGUAUCGAAACUUUGUGAAAAUGAAAAUUUUCAUUUGAAUUAUUUUAUCACAAGAUUGGAUAAAACAUCUAUAAACGCAAGUGAAAAAUAGACGGAAACUGUAAAAAAGAAAAAAUGUCACAAGACAAGUGAAAUUGUUAACCAAAACUAUUUUCGGCCUCUGAGGCACGUAGAAUUCCUUUAUUUCUCGUUUAGUGGUCCAGAAAAGAUUUAAAGCAAGUGUUGGCUCUAGUAAAGAAGGAGAAAAGAAAAAAAAAAAAGCUCGACUGGUUGGUGAAUGGUUUUGCAGAUAGACUCGGUGUGGGGCUGGGCGUCACCCCCGCUGCGCCUCCAGGUAGCCGGGGGGACUCGUGGCGCUUCGGGGAGCGCGGGUAUCACUGCCCAAUCCUCCCAGAGGAUGGGCGAAAUGGUCGUUGAUCGCGCUCCCUCACCAGCACGCCUCAGUCAUACCUCCGAGAAACAUCCUCGUGCAACACUCACCGAGCUUAAUGUUCUACGUCGUCAUCGGGAACUUUGCGAUGUUGUUUUAAAUGUUGGCUCAAGAAAAAUUUUCGCUCAUCGUGUCAUUCUCUCCGCAUGCAGUCCAUAUUUUAGAGCAAUGUUCACGGGCGAAUUGGCUGAAUCACGACAGACUGAAGUUACAAUUCGUGAUAUCGACGAAAUGGCAAUGGAAUUGUUGAUAGACUUUUGUUACACCUCGCAUAUUAUUGUCGAAGAGGCGAAUGUUCAGACACUAUUGCCUGCCGCUUGUCUUCUUCAAUUGGCCGAGAUUCAGGAUAUUUGCUGUGAAUUUCUGAAACGACAAUUGGAUCCCUCAAAUUGUUUGGGAAUACGAGCGUUUGCCGAUACACAUUCUUGUAGGGAAUUAUUGCGCAUUGCCGACAAAUAUACGCAACAUAAUUUUCAAGAAGUGAUGGAGAGCGAGGAAUUUCUCCUGCUACCAGUGGGACAAUUAGUCGAUAUCAUAUCUUCAGAUGAAUUGAACGUACGUACUGAGGAGCAAGUUUUCAAUGCUGUUAUGAAUUGGGUCAAGUACAAUGUGACGGAACGACGACAACAUUUGGCACAAGUUUUGCAACAUGUGCGACUACCGCUGUUGAGUCCGAAAUUUCUUGUGGGCACAGUUGGAUCUGAUUUGCUAGUUAGAUCUGAUGAUGCGUGUCGGGAUUUGGUGGAUGAGGCGAAAAAUUAUCUUCUCUUGCCGCAGGAGCGACCAUUGAUGCAGGGUCCAAGAACGAGACCAAGGAAACCGACGAGAAGGGGUGAGGUUUUGUUUGCAGUUGGUGGAUGGUGUUCGGGUGAUGCAAUUGCCAGUGUCGAGAGAUUUGAUCCAAAUACAGCGGAUUGGAAAAUGGUUGCACCAAUGAGCAAGAGAAGAUGUGGAGUCGGUGUUGCUGUUCUUAAUGAUUUGUUGUACGCCGUUGGUGGACACGAUGGACAAAGUUAUUUAAAUAGUAUCGAGAGAUAUGAUCCGCAGACAAAUCAAUGGUCAUGUGAUGUUGCGCCCACCACGUCCUGUAGAACUAGCGUUGGAGUCGCUGUACUCGAUGGAUUCCUUUACGCUGUCGGCGGACAAGACGGUGUUCAAUGUCUAAAUCACGUAGAAAGGUACGAUCCAAAGGAGAACAAAUGGUCGAAAGUAUCGCCGAUGACGACACGAAGACUUGGUGUUGCUGUCGCUGUAUUGGGUGGUUAUUUAUAUGCAAUUGGUGGUUCGGACGGUCAAUCGCCAUUAAACACUGUAGAAAGAUAUGAUCCAAGACAAAAUAAAUGGUCACCCGUUCCUCCCAUGUCGACUAGGCGUAAGCAUCUUGGCUGUGCUGUAUUUAAUAAUUUAAUUUACGCCGUUGGGGGACGAGACGAUUGUAUGGAACUUUCUAGCGCAGAGCGCUAUAAUCCUCACACAAAUUCAUGGAGUCCAAUUGUCGCCAUGACUUCAAGGAGAAGUGGAGUUGGAUUAGCUGUAGUGAAUGGACAGCUUUAUGCAGUCGGAGGUUUCGACGGUACGGCAUAUUUAAAAACAAUUGAAGUAUACGAUCCAGAGCAGAAUCAGUGGAGAUUAUGCGGCUGCAUGAAUUAUAGAAGACUUGGAGGUGGUGUAGGAGUGAUGAGAGCACCGCAAACUGAAAACUAUAUUUGGUAGCUCAGGCCCCCCUCUUCAGCCCUCUCGGCUGAAUCUCCAGUAACUCCGGUAACUCCAGUGACACCAGUUACCCCACCGGCACAAGUGUCAGCACCAAUUGUUACUACAAACACUAGAAAACGUUAUCGUCGCUCAAUGAGCAUUAUUUAAAUUACGAUAACAAAAUUUUCAAAAGACUUUUGCCUCUUCUAAAUAUUGUCACAACUGCCUCUCUCAUAUUUCCUUUAUCUUCAUUUAAUUCUCUUUUUUUGUUUUCUUAAAUUAAUUUCUUUUUUAAAAAAAAAGAAAACAAUCAAAUUUCUUACAAACUUCCCUCUUUUUUUUUGCCCAUGCUUCCUUUUAUAGAUAAGACUUUUUUUUUCCAAAAAAAAAGUUUUGAAAAUUAAAUUCCUAUUGUAAUAAUAAUUUAUUAUUUAAUUUAUUUGACGCUUCCCUUUUGAUAGACUUAAAAAAAAAUUUCUCUUUUGGGAGAAAAAAAAUUUAUUCUGUGAUUUAUUAGGAAAGUGACAAAUAGAAAAAAAAAUAGAAAGGCAAAAAUAAAUAUUCCAAGAGACUUGGCGGCUAAUAAAAUUAGUCAAAUUAAUGUGUACAGCUUCCAUUCGUCAAUAGACGAAUUGACUUUUAAUAUUUAAGUAUUAUAUUAUUUAUCAAACAAUAUUUUUCGUAUUUGUAUACGAAAAAUGUGGAUUUUUCAAAUAGAAUAAAUUAUGGGAUUGUAUAAUUAAAAAUUACGCAUCGUUGAAAGUAUUGCUUCCAUUUUUACGAAAAAAAAAAAUAAAUAAAUAAAAUAUGGGAAGUCAUCUUCACUUUUUAAAAAGCUUAACUUUCAUUUCAUAAUUAGAAUCAUUUGGUUUUUUUUACAAUCCUCGAGAUUAAAUAACUUGCAAUCAAUUUGAUUUUGUAAUUAAAAUCGAAUAAAGUAAAAAUAAAAAAAAAUUUAAACUAAAAUAAAAAUAAUAAAAUUAUAAUGAACAAAGUGUUAAAUUAAAUUACAAAGAAGAAAAUAAAUUUACGAACAAAGAAACUAAAGAAAUAAUAAUUGAAGAUAAAGAUUUAGUAAAAAAAAAAAAAAUUAAAUACCAUUGAAUAGAUUAAAAUUGACUUUAAAAUAUAAACAUAAAAUGUUAUAACAGAGUUUGAAAAUAGAUAAUUUACUGAAUAAAAUAAAAAUCAUUUUGUUAAGCUUAAAUGUAAAUUUGUAAAAGCUAAGAUUUGUAAAGUGCAAUAGUUAUUUAAAAAAAAAAUUAAUGUAACUGUGGAAAUGUAAAGAAUGAGAAUUUACAAGUAUAAUUUAGAAAUUGGAGUGAUUAGAUUUUUUGAUGAGCUGAAAGACUUAAUUAAAUUCAACUUGACUUAUUAGUAAAAAUUCUAUUUUUAUUAUGCGCCUAUUUUUGUAAGUUUUUCUUUUUACCGAUAACAACUUGAUUAUAUACUAUAUGUAAUAGAUUUUUAAUAUAGUAAUGUUUAUUUUACAAGUGUGGUGAAUGUGUGUCAGUUAUUUUUCAAUUUAUAUAUCACAAAACUGAUAUUUGAAAAUUUAUUCCAAUCAUUCUUUAAAAAAAAAAAAAAUAUUUUCUGCAGUUGCAAACUAAAAAAAUUAAAUCAUUUUUUCCAUUAAAAAAUUGAAAAAGAAAAUAAUUAGUCAAUUAUCUGACUUUUUGGUCUAACAGCAAAAAAAUAGUAUAAUUGUACUUAAAACACAAUUCUCUAAUGAACAAUUGUCCUUCAAGUUUACUUAUAUAUUCAUUCAUAUAAUAUGCAUAAAAUGAUUGUAAGCUUCACUUGAACUGAAAAAUACGCGAACAAUCUUAUUUCGCAUUUGCAGUUUUCUUGUAUAACAUUGAAAAUUUUUAUAUAAAAAAAAAAGAAGUGAAUUGUAAAUGUAUCAUUGUUUUUUAUGUAUAUAUUAAAAUUGUGAGAAUGUUGAGGAAAAUAUAUAUUGUUAAAUCAUUAAAA
Messenger RNA from Leptopilina boulardi, 4215 nucleotides. RefSeq names its product kelch-like protein diablo (gene dbo). Gene Ontology annotation, molecular function: protein binding. The record is from RefSeq and is a predicted model, not a curated record. The coding region runs from base 394 to 2259 and encodes 621 amino acids. The transcript has 5 exons. NCBI's taxonomy places the organism in Eukaryota, Metazoa, Arthropoda, Insecta, Hymenoptera, Figitidae.